ACAAUCAGCUCUCUGAUGAUCCUCGGCGGAGGGGAAGGGUGGGGAGGCGUAGAUUUGGCAGAGGACAAACCCAGACUUUCGUCACAGGGACAGACCAAAGUGUUAACACAAAGGGAGAACACGGGAGCAUCCCGCACGCUGCAUUUCAGCCACAGAAAGCAUGGCACCGCUGGGGGCCCGGCCCCUGCCCUGACGCCCGGCCGCCGCCGCCCCUCCCGAGCUGCCGACAUGCUCGCGGGCUCAGGACCCCAGGGACGACGCAGCCUGGCCGCGCUCUCCCAAAUCGCCUACCAGAGGAACGACGACGAUGAGGAAGAGGCCGCCCGGGAACGGCGCCGCCGAGCCCGGCAGGAGAGGCUGCGGCAGAAGCAAGAGGAAGAAUCCUUGGGGCAGGUGACCGACCAGGUGGAGGUUAAUGCCCAGAACAGUGUGCCCGACGAGGAGGUCAAGGCAAGCAGCACGAACACUCAGGCGGAGGGUGGUGACGAGGCUGCGCUCCUGGAACGCCUGGCUCGGCGGGAGGAAAGGCGCCAGAAACGCCUCCAGGAAGCGCUGGAGCGGCAGAAGGAGUUCGACCCAACAAUAGCGGACGCAGGUUUGUCGCUCCCCAGCAGGAGGCUGCAAAACGACACAGCAGAGAAUGACAGCGCAGAGAAGGAAGAGAAGAGCGAGAGCCACCGAGAAAGAUACGAGAUGGAGGAAACUGAAAUAGCCACAAAGUCCUACCAGAAGAAUGACUGGAGGGAUGAUGAAGGGAAAAAGAAAGACGAGAAAGAGAAGGAGCAAGAGGAAGAAGAGAAGCCAAAACGCAUUGAAGACAACCAGGUAGAGGUGACGGGAGAAGAGAAUGCAGCAGAAACAGUGGUGAUGUCAUUGAAAAAUGGGCAAGUCAGUGCAGAGGAGCGUGAAGUAGAGGAGGAGAGGGAACAGGAGGCUGAUGAGAUAACCCCCAGCGAGAAGCUAGAAGCAGAAGGAAGGGAGAGAGCCGAGGCAGAGAGGGUCAGGCUGGAGGCAGAAGAAAGAGAGAGAGUUAAAGCUGAACAAGAGCAAAAGAUAGCAGAGGAGAAAGCAAGGAUUGAAGCAGAAGAAAAGGCAGCUGCCCAAGAGAGAGAAAGAAGGGAGGCAGAGGAGAGGGAAAGGAUUAGAGAGGAGGAGAGAAGAGCCGCAGAGCAGAGGCAGAGAGCGAAGGCUGAGGAAGAGCAGAAAGCUAAGGCAGAAGAGCAAACACGGAAAAAGCAGCUAGCAGAGAAAAGAAGUGAGAUGCAAGAGAAAAAGAUAAAGGGGGAAAAGGUGGAAGAGAAAAUAGAAGGGAAACAGGUAAAUGCAAAGAAAGCACAAGAGGAUAAGCUUCAGACAGCUGUCCAAAAGAAACAGGAAGAAGAAAAGGGGGUUAAAGUGCAAGCUAAAAGAGAAAAGACCCAAGAAGACAAGCCUACCUUCAAAAAAGAAGAGAUCAAAGAUGAGAAGAUUAAAAAGGACAAAGAGCCCAAAGAAGUUAAGAGCCUCUUGGAUGGAAAGAAGGGAUUUACAGAAGUGAAGUCACAGAAUGGAGAAUUCAUGACCCACAAACUCAAACACACCGAGAAUACUUUCAGCCGCGCGGGAGCGAAGGCCAGCGAGGCCCGGGAGGCGGAGGGCGCCCCGCAGGUGGAAGCCGGCCGGCGCCUGGAGGAGCUUCGCCGCCGCCGCGGGGAAACCGAGAGCGAAGAGUUCGAGAAGCUCAAGCAGAAGCAGCAGGAGGCGGCCUUGGAGCUGGAGGAGCUGAAGAAAAAGAGGGAGGAGCGAAAGAAGGUCCUGGAGGAGGAAGAGCAGAGGAGGAAGCAGGAGGAAGCCGAGCGCAAAGUCAGAGAGGAGGAAGAGAAGAGGAGGCUAAAGGAGGAGAUUGAAAAGCGAAGGGCAGAAGCUGCUGAGAAACGCCAGAAGAUGCCAGAAGACGGCUUAUCGGAGGAGAAGAAGCCAUUCAAAUGUUUCACUCCUAAAGGUUCAUCUCUCAAGAUAGAAGAGCGAGCAGAAUUUUUGAAUAAGUCUGUGCAGAAAAGCAGUGGUGUCAAACCUACUCAUCAAGCAGCAGUCGUCUCCAAGAUUGACAGCAGGCUGGAGCAAUAUACCAGUGCAAUUGAGGGAACAAAAACUGCAAAACCUGCAAAGCCAGCAGCCUCGGACCUUCCUGUUCCUGCUGAAGGUGUACGCAAUAUCAAGAGCAUGUGGGAGAAAGGAAAUGUGUUUUCAUCCCCCACUGCCUCAGGCACACCCAAUAAGGAAACUGCCGGCUUGAAGGUGGGGGUUUCCAGCCGCAUCAAUGAAUGGCUAACUAAAACCCCAGAUGGAAACAAGUCGCCUGCUCCCAAACCUUCAGAUUUGAGGCCAGGAGAUGUAUCUGGCAAGCGGAACCUCUGGGAAAAGCAAUCCGUGGAUAAGGUCACUUCCCCCACUAAGCAGGUUUGAGACAGUUCAAGAACGAACCCAAAGUAGCUGCUCAAGAUGCUGGACCAGCUGAACUGGGCUAAUUUGCUCUGUUUUAUAUUUAUGUUGAUUUACUAAAUUGGGUUCAUUUCCUUUUAUUUUAUUUCUCAUUAUCCCCAGUAAACCAUGUAUAUUAUCACUAUAUUUAAUAAUCACAGAAUAGAGAUGUUCAUGGUAAAAGUACUGCCUUUGCACAGGAGCCUGUUUCUAAAGAAACCCAUGCUGUGAAAUAGAGACUUUCCUACUGAUCAUCGUAACUCUGACUGAACAGUGACACCAACCACGUCAGAAGUCAACCAAAGGUGAUUGAAGCUGAAAAUUGCCUGAGGAAUGUGUGCAGUAUCCAGAAAAAUGAACCAUAGUGGGUUUUUUUUUUAAUUUUAAAUACAGAAGUCUUGUUGUUUCUGCACUUUAGACUAAAGCAUGGAAGAAAUUAUUUUAGUAGGCAAUUGUAAUGCUUUCUGAAAGUAACCCAUUUCAGAUUGGAGAUAACUGCAAUAAUGAUUGUCUUUAAAAAAAAAGAUAUACUGUUAAGGUAUUACUUUUUUCAUGCUGAUGAAUAUCUACAUUGGAUUGUGAUGUUAGCUGACAGUGGUACUGAUUUCUUUAGGUUGGUUGCUUUGUGGAUUUCUUUGGUAGUGUUAGUGAAACACGUUUUAGAUGACCUGAUCGUGUAUGUAUGUGCAUACACAUAUACAAACACACUAAUGGUAGAAAGCUUUUUUAUGUGCUCGCUAUUAUAUUUAGCAGUAUGUCCUUGUAACUAGCCAAUACCACAGCUUUUUAAAAACUAAAAAUCACAAUAUUAUAUUAAUAUUUUCAUAUUUGCCAAUAGAGACAUGGCAGAAUAGGUAUCGCUAUGUUUCAGUGCCCAAUAGCCUGUAAGAAAAAAAGAGAGACAUGUCAAAAAUGAGUUGACGUUUUCUAUAAAACAUAGUAUUUAGUUUAUAACUGAAAGCAAUCUUGAAGUCCAGUAUGAACUGUACUAAAUCUGUCAUCUGGUUCAAACUCAAAGCUUGCUCAAAACUUUAUUCUUUAAGAAUUAAGUGCUCAGUAGGUUGGCUUAGGUGGUACCUGAGGUCUCUUCCUUCUUUAGAAUUUAAAGACAAGAAUUUUGGUGACAAAAUUGUACCUAUUGGAAUUCCACAUAUGGGUCUACAUAAGACCAACUUUGGCUAAUGUCUGGAAGCAGAGAAAAAAGGUGAGGAAAAGCCAAAUUUUAGGAGUUAUGACAGUAUUAUUCCAUCUUUAAUAUACUGAGGCAUCUUUUAAGCAAAUUUUUCUACCUUUAUCAGUCCUUGGUACUUGUCAUAAGUUGAUAAGGUAUUGAACUUGCAAAAAAUAUAUGUAACUUUUAUUAGUUUUACCUUUUUCUCCAAGAGUCUAUCAAUUUGUCAUUUUUACACACACCAUCCAGAUAUCAGAUAUUAUUUUAGCUUGUAAGUGUUCACCUGUUCUUCACAAUAGAUGGUAAAAGAAUACUCCAGUGUCUUGGCAAUAUGUUCUAGCAUAGAGAUAUACAUGCAGUGUAGUUCUAUAAACUUAUACCUCAUUUGACAUAACCCAAACUGUCUUAGUCUCAAUUCCUAUCACACUGAGGGAGCCUCCCAAGUGACUCUUUUCUAACAGACAGUAUUCCCCUGGAAGAGCUGGCCAGGGCAGGCUGGCCUGAGGAGUGACCACUGCCUUCCAAAGUCUGUUUUUCUCAUACAUCAGUAAAGACUUGUUGAAUCCACUAGCUUGUAGCACACCUGGACCAAAGGAAGGAAAGCCGCCAAGAUUGCACAGGUCAUUCACCCACGACAGAGUAGACAUGAGUCUAUGAUAAGAUGAACUAGAAUUCACAUUCAGUGCCUGAUGUAGCAUUAACUCCCAUAAUUGUAGUGAAAUGGAUCAAAGUUUGAAUUAAAGCCUUUGGCAAGGCAACUUUGCUUGUACUUUUGAAUAAGAGCUUCUUCUGAUCACUACUAUCUGUUUUUUCUAGAAAGUCUGAAGUUGAGAAGAGAGUAUAUCAAUUCUGACUUUUAUUCCAGUACUGAGAUGGAAUAAGUUUUAGGUUAGAAUGUUGUGCAGUUUGGAUUUAAUCUUUUGAAAAAUAAAUUCCUUAUUUACUUGUUUGGUUACAGUUCUCUCUGUUAUCAGUAAGAGGUAAAACUGCAAGGUGACUAGCAUGUUCUGUGAAUCUGCCAUUCCUAAAAGUUUUAUAAACACUUGAUAUUUUUCACUGAUAAUUGAUCGCUGCAAUAAAUAUAUAUUGUGAAAAUGCAUCCACAAAAAAUGGAA
Molecule: messenger RNA, 4746 nt
Organism: Manis pentadactyla (Chinese pangolin)
Lineage: Eukaryota; Metazoa; Chordata; Mammalia; Pholidota; Manidae
Gene: CALD1
Product: caldesmon 1
Exons: 13
Coding region: 16-2445 (809 amino acids)
Biological process (GO): angiogenesis; actin filament bundle assembly; muscle contraction
Cellular component (GO): actin cytoskeleton
Molecular function (GO): actin binding; calmodulin binding; myosin binding
Source: RefSeq, a predicted model, not a curated record